Messenger RNA from Acyrthosiphon pisum (pea aphid), 1112 nucleotides. RefSeq lists its product as uncharacterized. The coding region runs from base 14 to 583 and encodes 189 amino acids. The transcript is spliced from 3 exons. The record is from RefSeq and is a predicted model, not a curated record. NCBI's taxonomy places the organism in Eukaryota, Metazoa, Arthropoda, Insecta, Hemiptera, Aphididae.
CGUUCAUUACGUAAUGAAUCAAAUAUCAAAAAUAAUAAAAACUGAUAUAGAUACGUUAAAAACAAAACAUUUCCAAAACAAAAAUGAAAUCGAAAGAAACGAAUUUAUCGAAAUAAUGCUGAAUAAGUUUCCAAAUUUUAGUCGCCAUGGCAUGUUUGUAUUAGCAUUACAGUACAAAAAGCACGGAAUGUACAAAGAAGUAUCUGACAAUUUAUUCAGAAGCAUUUUGCAGGAUGAGUUAAGGCGAGAAUUGUUUGUAGGUUUCGACGGACUUGAAAUUAAUUUCAAACAAAGAAAUUUAGAUAAGAAGGAUGGAUAUCUUGAACGCAGUAGUGCAUUCAAAGCUUUAAAAAGUGCAAAACUACCAUUUUCCACUGAAAUUAUAAAUAUGUUAUUAGAGAGAUUUGCUCAUCACGAGACAAAUAAGGUGGAUUACGUGGACUUGCUGGAAUAUUUAAAUUAUACCAUAAACCCUACUCCCGGAGCACAAGGUUUAUCGAAGGAUGUAUUAUUAUACAGGAAACCAAACGAAGCAUUUAUCAGAGUCGGCGAGUUCGUCAACGAUUUACGGAAAUUAUUAUAAUCAUAUUAAUAACACCAUAAUAGUACCAACGUUUACACGGGUCCCCCACUCAACGCUUACAUUGGUUUCCAAUAUUGUCGCAAGAUCCGGCGGACUGAUGACACGUCAAACUGGUUCGUUUGGUAACCACUCAACAUGUGUUGUUGCUGCGACAUAUUGCAUUCAAGGGCGUUACGGGAUGUAUUGUGUAUUUGUGUGCCGUGUGAGUAGUGACUAGUGACUAGUGAGUAGUUCAUCUGAAACCUUCCGAUGAGUCGGCGUCGUUUUCAAAUCUCUUACUGAUAGAACCGUUUGACGUUGAUCGCUGCGCUUUUCUCGUGAAUCAUAUUUUUAGUGUGUGUGUGUAUUUUUGAAAUUGUAUUUUACUUAAACAUUCAUCCGACUAUUAUAAUAUUAUUAUUUUUUUUAUAACUUUUUAUGAUUGUUUUUAAAACAUUUAAAAUCUUGUCGUGACAGUCUCGUCCAUUCGUAUAAAUACAGUUUGAGCAAAAUUGGUAAAAUUCACUUAAUUUAGAUGGUGGUUGUACAA